This is a messenger RNA of Pyrenophora tritici-repentis Pt-1C-BFP, 648 nucleotides long. RefSeq lists its product as uncharacterized. The record is from RefSeq and is a predicted model, not a curated record. Lineage: Eukaryota; Fungi; Ascomycota; Dothideomycetes; Pleosporales; Pleosporaceae.
AUGGGUGCCUUCCUAUCAUGGCUCGCAUACCCACCAGGCAAUCUCAAGGACGAACUCAUGGCUGAGAUCGAAAGGCGGGAAAGACAGAAUCGUUUGCCUGUUCGGGGCGGUUUCCUGACUUUGGAAUUUAUCGACGAGCUCUUUACCGUUGGAAACAUCGCUCAACAGCUUCGUGAGCACGAAGAAGUUCGACUGCUCCCAAAGAAAGAAAGAAUCCAGCUCGCUCAGUUCAUCAAGCAGAACCAGCAAAAGCUCUACGCUAUACUUCUUCUAAUGGACGAGUCACAUCACCUGAGCCUGAACAAUGCCAGAGCUUUCACGGACGAAAGCCUCUUCGAUAUCCCGGAGCCUGGCCUUGCCUCUCUACCAUGUGAUUUGGCGACUUUAGAAACAUUGCCAUUGUUCCGUGGCUUCGCUUCUGCUUUCUAUGAAAAGCAGUUCGUGUUUCCGCCAGGCCUACCAACCGGGAGGACUAUAUCUCACCCACCACACUUUAUAUUCCCAUUCGCCAACGAACGCGAAAGAGUCGGCUAUGGGUCUUUUGGUGAAGUAUACAAAGUGGAAAUUCCGAGUGGAUUUCUGCCACCUCAAGCGGAUGAAAAGGUCUCCAAGGUAUUUGCUAGCCCCAGGCAGACCCCAGGGCACUAA